AAGCCUUUCAGCCGGAACCGGCACCUUCCAGUAAUUUGCCACAAUGACAAGCACAAAGGGAAAGAGGUGGGGAAGCCGGUAUACGUUCUCUAGGCCUUUUAGGAAACAUGGGGCUGCUCCUUUGGCCACAUUCACGCGAGUCUACAAAAAGGGUGCUAUUGUAGACAUCAAGGGAAUGGGUGCUGUUGGGAAAAGAAUCCCACACAAAUGUUACCAUGGCAAGGCUGGAAGAGUCUGCAGUGUUACCCGGCGUGCUGCUGGCGUUGUUGUAAACAAGCAAGUUAAGGGUGAGAUUCUUGCCAAGAGGAUUAAUGUGCGUACUGAGCAUACUAAACACCCAAAGAGUAGUGAUAGCUUCCUGAAACGGGUCAAGGAAAAUGAUCAGAAAAAGAAGGACGCCAAAGAGAAAGGGACCUGGGUUCAGGUGAAGCGCCAGCCUGCCCCGCCCAGAGAAGCGCACUUCCUGAGAAACGACGGGAAGGAGGCUGAGUUGUCGGAACCUGUUCCCUAUGAACUCACGGCAUAAGCUGGGGGCGUAGCUCUGCCAUGCAGCUCCCAGUUAGCGGCCGAGUGCCCUAAGCCCGACUUAAAAAAUAAAAAAUCAUCCUGUGUUGUAAGGAUGGUUUCCUAAUUGAG
This is a messenger RNA of Fukomys damarensis (Damara mole-rat), 636 nucleotides long. Its product is annotated as 60S ribosomal protein L21-like. Gene Ontology annotation, biological process: translation. The transcript has a single exon. Gene Ontology annotation, cellular component: ribosome; cytosolic large ribosomal subunit. The coding region runs from base 44 to 526 and encodes 160 amino acids. The record is from RefSeq and is a predicted model, not a curated record. Lineage: Eukaryota; Metazoa; Chordata; Mammalia; Rodentia; Bathyergidae. Gene Ontology annotation, molecular function: structural constituent of ribosome.